Molecule: messenger RNA, 1668 nt
Organism: Aureobasidium subglaciale EXF-2481
Lineage: Eukaryota; Fungi; Ascomycota; Dothideomycetes; Dothideales; Saccotheciaceae
Exons: 3
Coding region: 1-1668 (555 amino acids)
Biological process (GO): transmembrane transport
Molecular function (GO): transmembrane transporter activity
Source: RefSeq, a predicted model, not a curated record
AUGUCGCAAGACGAUGUGAAGCACACCUCGCCGUCGAACUUAUCUCUGGACCAUGAAUAUUCCUCAGGAUUGGAAGGCCACAAUGUACAUGAUAAGAAAACACAGCACAACACAGCAUGGACGCGCAUCUACAGAGUCGUAACAUACACGCCGCCGCGAUGUCGCUGGGACCCGGAGAAACCACCAGCAUUCAGUAUGGCGUUGAACGUGCUCUUCGGCUUUGCAGGUGCCUUUACAGUUGCGAACCUUUACUAUAGUCAUCCCAUUCUGAACAUCCUGGCGGAAGAAUUUAAUGUGCCGUAUGAGAAGGUCUCACAGAUCCCAACUGUCAUGCAAGCAGGAUAUGCUGCAGGGCUGCUGUUUUUGUGUCCAUUAGGCGAUCUUUUGCCUCGCAGACCGUUUGUUCUGAGCCUUGUUUUCUUCACUGCGACCAUGUGGAUUGGUGUGUGUGUAACAAAAGAUUUGGCUGCAUUCACUGCCAUUUCUUUCGUUACGGCUAUCACUACUGUUACGCCACAGCUCAUGCUCCCUCUUGUUGGUGACCUUGCACCGCCAAGUAAGAGGGCAGCAUCUCUCUCGAUCGUCACAUCUGGUCUUUUGCUGGGCAUGCUGAUUGCUCGUCUGCUGUCUGGUGUCCUGACCAACUAUACUUCAUGGCGCAACAUCUACUGGCUCUCUCUAGGACUCCAGUAUGCCAUCUUUGCGUUACUCUGGCUGUUUAUGCCCGACUAUCCCUCGACCAACCCUGGCGGUAUCAAUUACUUCAAGAUUCUGUGGUCAAUUGUCGAGAUGCUGUUCAAAGAGCCUGUGCUAGUCCAAGCCUGUUUCGUCACCUUCUUCACAGCCGCAACAUUCACCUGCUUCUGGACUACGCUGACCUUUCUCCUCGCCGGCUCACCUUACAACUACGACUCUCUGACCAUCGGUCUCUUCUCCCUCAUCGGCAUCGCAAGUAUGUUCACCGGACCUUUCUGGGCAAAGUAUGUUAUCGAUCGCUUUGUCCCUCUGUUCUCAGUCAUUCUAGGAGAGUGCUGGUGUAUGUUGGGCAUCUGCAUCGGCACCUACACCGGUCGCAUCACCAUUGCUGGACCGGUCAUCCAAGCCUUCUUCAAUGACUUUGGGUUGCAAACUGCGCAAAUCGCCAAUAGAAGUGCCAUCUACAGCAUCGCACCCAAAGCACGUAAUCGUGUCAACACAGCUUUCAUGGUUGCAACGUUUUGCGGCCAGCUGGUCGGUACGGCUGCAGGAAACCACCUCUACGCAAGAGGUGGUUGGAUUGUAAGCGGUAGUUAUAGUGUUGCGAGUAUUGGUGCAGCAUUAAUAUGUUGCUUCGCGCGUGGGCCAUGGGCAGAAGGAUGGUCCGGCUGGGGUGGUGGCUGGAGUGUUUACAAGAAGAGUGCUCAGAGCGCUGAUGGAAAGGCAGAUGAGAAGCAGACCAUGGGAGCUGUGGAAUUGACCAGUGGCGUCAAGAAAGAUCCAGAGAAGGGUAAGACGCAGCAGCAAAAGGUCAACGAAGGGCACACACUGGAGAAAGGCAUCGAGAUGCUAGGCGCCGAGGAUAUUGAGAACCCUGUGCGAGAGAUGAAAGAUCGCGAGAACGAAGAAAAGAGCUCUACUAGCCAGAACAAAGACGAGCUUGUGCCUGUAAAGAGUACGCAGAGCGUCUGA